GUUCUACGCGGUACCUAGGUACGAACUCUAAUAUUUUUCAACUCUCCGCUACUCCACUCCCCUCUCCGGCCUCCACCAUCUUUCCGCCAGUACAUGAUCGUGCCUUACACUGAGGCCGCCAUGGCGCCGCCUUUGCUUCGACUUCCAGGCGAGCUGCGCAAUACAAUCUACGAAUAUGCGCUCACCGAACCAAGAGGCAUCUAUUACUGCGAAGACAAAAACGGCGUCGGUCGACUGUGCCUUGGUUCGGACGUCAAAUCCACAGACUGCGGCAAACAAUAUUCCACGGAAGAAGAUCGCCAACGGAUCGACCCAGACGGGUGUGCGACGAAGCGCCAAAAAUCACCAUCCAGUGGGUGGACAGAUCGGCCGGCAAUUCAGACACCGGGAUGGUCAGCUUCGGCAGCCACAUAAUUGCCAACCAACUUCAAUACGUCAGCCGCCAACUCCACAAGGAAACGCGAGGUCUCGCAG
Messenger RNA from Trematosphaeria pertusa, 474 nucleotides. RefSeq lists its product as uncharacterized. Lineage: Eukaryota; Fungi; Ascomycota; Dothideomycetes; Pleosporales; Trematosphaeriaceae. The transcript has a single exon. The record is from RefSeq and is a predicted model, not a curated record. Bases 121 to 414 code for a protein of 97 amino acids.